Messenger RNA from Hydra vulgaris (swiftwater hydra), 738 nucleotides. The record is from RefSeq and is a predicted model, not a curated record. NCBI's taxonomy places the organism in Eukaryota, Metazoa, Cnidaria, Hydrozoa, Anthoathecata, Hydridae.
AUGUCCCAAACGCGCUGGUCAGCUAGAGUGGACUGCAUUAAGCCAUUCGCAACCCACCUUCCUGGUAUAAUCAAAUCAGUAGCUGAUAUAAGGAAUCUAAAUUUGGCUAUAGAAAAUCGUGCUGAUCUAAAUGAGAUUAUUUCAUAUAUGGAAUCGUUUGAAUGCAUCCUGAUGUCCGCUAUAUGGUUCAAAGUACUUACUGCUAUCAAUUACACCAAUCUUGUUUUGCAAGCACGGAAUGCUACAUUGGAUGUAGAAGUGACCAACAUCAAACGACUAAUUGAUGAAUUAAAAACUCUUCGAGAUAAAUGGGAUUCUAUUAUGGUGGAGAGGAAUAUCAGUAGACGAUAUGAAGCUGCAUAUGAAAUUGACGAAACUUUUAACUUUCUCUGGAAGUAUAAUCAUUACGAAGAGGAAGAAAUUCGCCGAAGGAGUAAGGAUUUUGUGAAUAAAUACAAGGAUGAUGUUUCCAUGGAGCUGAUUGAUGAGCUUUUGCAUUUGAAAUUUAUCCAUGAUGUUAACAUCAAAAAUGAUUUAGACCCCUUUCUUCUUCUCAAUAAAAUCAAUGACCUGAAACUUAUAUGUCUUUUCCCCAACAUUUGUAUUGGCCUGAGAAUUUUUUGUACAUUACCAGUUACGGUAGCACAAGCUGAACGGUCUUUUAGCAGACUGGCGCUUAUAAAAAAUGAUCUAAGAUCAACAAUGACGCAAGGUAGAGUUUCUGGCUUGGGAAUUUAA